AUGCACCUGUACACACGCAUGCCACUUCACCUCGCCACAAUCGUACCUAUCCUUUCCAUCUCAACUCGAGAAUCCGUCCAAUCUUCAGGGUCGUACGUUCCCUCCCUGCUCACCUCCUACGAAGACCCGAUGACUCUCUUCCAGCUGGCCUCCUCUACCCCCAACGGCUCCAUCUUCCUCACCUCAACGCCAUCCACUGCACCAUGGGGGGCGGCCUUCACACCGCAACCCAUCACCCUCUUCCUCUCCACCAACAAAAAGCAGCCCUGCGACCAGCCCAUUGCCUUCUCCGUCUCGUUCACGUUUCGCAUGACCCCUGGUGCUGCUACCUCUGGUAACAGCAUUGCAGGCGAGGGCUUGGCUUUUGUAGUCACUGCAUUGGCACCUCAGGGGGCUGCAGCGGGGGUGGGGCUGGGAGGGCUGGGGAAGCGGAGUGUGGCGGUGGAGUUUGACUCGGUGCUGAGUGUGAAGCACAGCGACCCCAACGACAACCACGUGGGCGUCAAUGUGGGCGGCUCACCUGUGUCCCUCGCCUCUGCCACGGCCCCUCUCAUCCUCAACGACGCCCACACCAAGCACGCCUGGAUCCACUACGACCCCACCAGCGCCAGCACCCUCCGAGUCUUCCUCUCAGCCUCCAGGCAGCAGCCGUCCAAGGCUGUGCUGACGGCGAGAGUGUCUCUGUGCAGCGCGCUUAAGCCCACCCUAGGCAAUGCAUCCUUCCUCUUCGGCUUUGUGGCGGCUGCUUUGAACAAAUCCCAGAGGCACGACAUCCUGUCGUGGAAGAUUACAACUUGCAAAGCAUUUGGGCAGGUGGCAUUGGCAGAGGAGGUGGCAGCAGGCAGUGAAGGUGGCAGUGUGCCCUCCACCUUCCACUAUGCCAGCCACGCCUUUCAAGCGGAGAGCCCAGUUACGAGGCUGUAUUGGAACCUUCCACCUUUCGUUUCUUGGAUGCGGAAUGAGGCAACAUGGCCCGUGAAGAACCAGCAUGGAUGCGGUAUGGCUCAAAUGGCAUGGAUGGGUGUGAUUGAUGGGAUAUGGAAUUGCAGCAUAGCCGACUCCUCAGCAUACGCAGUGGUGGCGGCGGUGGAGGCGGCCUACAGCAUCGCCAGCAUCGGGUCGCAACCCCCCCGGCUGUCGGUGGACCAGCUUCGGCUGGCCCUGUCGUCCAACUGCGACGACAUGCCUCCGCGCGAUGUGCUGGCCUUCCUGGUGGCUGCCACGCGCAAGGGAGAGGGGCUCGUGGAUGACACAGCAGCAGCAGCAGCAGCAGCGGCCGCCAGUCCACACAGCAUGGUGUCCGCCGGCCGGCGCGAGAGACUGGCCGCGGUGAGUCGCAGCGAGUGGGGAUGCGCUUACUGUUUUGUGGACUCCCCUGCCUCAUUGCCUGUCCUUCCUGUCUUUCAGAAGAUCAAGUACUACGGCAUUCAAAGCUUUGAGGAGACAUCCUUCGAUAGAUGGCUGGGUUUGCUGCUGGCAGUGCAGCGGCAGCCAGUGGUUGUGCGGAUAGAGGCUUCCGCACAAUCGUUCUUCGAGUAUGAUGGGCUUUUCUCAUCUGUAUGUGGUGCGUGGUGUGUGCGUGGUGUGUGCAUGGCAGCGUCUGCUGACCCGUGUGGGAGCAAGUCUGUGAAGCUGGCGGGCUCAUGGGCGGUGCCAGGGAGCAAAGCGUUCAACCCAUGUGGGCAGUUCAAGUGCUCCAAAGCCGGAGCAUCCAACUGCUGUGCCUGUGCUGCUCCCCACUUCGUCCAGGCCGCCCACCCCGACGGCUCCAACACCUGCGCCUAUGUGGACGCCUGUGGGCUGGCUGGCAGCAACCCGUGUGUGGUGGGCACGUGUGUGAACGAUGGCAAGGGCAGCUACUCCUGUGUGUGUCCCCCGGGGUUCGUUCAAGGCACCACCAUUAAGGGAAGCCUCUCCUGUGCUCCUGGUGACAGCAAGGGCAGCUACACAGUGCUUGGCAGCAAUGUGUGGUGCUCCCAAGUGCUGCCUGUGUUCGGACUCACUCUCGACCAACUCUUGCAGCAGAACAAGAAGCUCUCCUGCACCAAGCCCCUCCCAGUGGGAUCUAAGCUGGUUGUCAAGACGACCCAAUCCCUCCCAAACUGCUCGCUCUUCUACACCGUCCAGCUUGGGGAAAGCUGUGUGACAAUCGCUCAGCAGUUCAAUCUGAGUGACAGGUGUCCCGGGGAUGGCGAUCAGGCAUGUGUGGAUGCGUUGGUGGGGCUCAACCCUAGGCUCAACUGCUCAGAGCUCAUGCGUGGUCAGGUCGUGUGCGUAGAGCGCGACGAGAGCAGGGCGGGGGAGGUGGCAGUGUGUGAUAAGGAGUACCUUGUCCAGGUGUGUGGCAGCUGUGAUGCUGUGAUGGCGGCUGUGGAUCCACCUUUGAGCCCACUGGAGUUCUACCGCCUCAACCUAGGCAUCAACUGCAACUGCUUGUUGACCAAUUUACCAUAUACCUAUUCGCGGCGCAAGGUGAGGACACUUCAUUAG
This is a messenger RNA of Closterium sp. Yama58-4, 2490 nucleotides long. Lineage: Eukaryota; Viridiplantae; Streptophyta; Zygnematophyceae; Desmidiales; Closteriaceae. The record is from the annotation of a GenBank genome assembly.